Messenger RNA from Salvelinus fontinalis (brook trout), 3387 nucleotides. Its product is annotated as probable polypeptide N-acetylgalactosaminyltransferase 8. The coding region runs from base 1308 to 3134 and encodes 608 amino acids. The transcript is spliced from 11 exons. Lineage: Eukaryota; Metazoa; Chordata; Actinopteri; Salmoniformes; Salmonidae. The record is from RefSeq and is a predicted model, not a curated record. Gene Ontology annotation, cellular component: Golgi apparatus.
GAACGUAUACAUAGUUCUGAUGAUUAUGUUGAAAUUAGAUUGAUGUAACAACCUGAUAGUCAGGUUAAGUCAAUGUAUUUAGGUUGAAGUCUCACCCCAAUUUCAAUGUUUACAACGCUGGUUGAAAUUAGAUGAAAACAAACGUUGGCAAAUUACGAUUCAACCAGUGUGUGCAACCAGUGUUAAGAGGAACAUUAUUGUCCCCAAACUGAAAUACCCUACAGUGCUUUUUUUAUUGAAUCAAAUGGGAAUUAGUUAUAUUAUUACAGGUGUUGACAGACAACGUGGCAUUUACCUAGUUUGAGAUGGCGCAAACUUCCAGGCCCCGUUUCCCUUCUCUUUCAUCCGCUUCAAUGCCCACCUGGUCUGCGCAAGUAUGUAUGUUUGAUGUAUCUCCUUAUUGCCAGGUUUAUCAUUGUUGAUAUAUUUUUCAGGACAAAAGGCUAUAAAGUUACAAGGAACACAUUCAUGGGCCUAAGACAAAUAUAAGUGACUAUUUGCUUCAGUGCACUUUUCAUCUGAAAAGCCCUGUGUUUUACACAUUCACACAUCAUUUUGCCAAUUAUCAUAUUGACCAAAACUCCAGGACCAGGGACAGUGAGUGAUUGACAGCAAGGAGAAGUCCACUGGUCUAGGGGAGGAGAGUGACGAGAAACUCACACCCACUGAGUGCCAGCCAGCCAGCAAGGUAUUGUGCACCUCACCUGUAAUGGGAAUAUUUAAGAUGACAAAAGUUCAUAUUUAAAUUAGAGGGCUCAACAAAAAUGUAAGUAUAUUUGGAGUUUCUGUUAUACAUGUGAUUUCCAGUGUUUUGUUUGUAAGACUUGGGUUGAUGGUCACUAGACUAGAGGCUGUAUGUUAUGGAUUAAAUUCAUAACUGCUGAUAAGGUUGACGCCAGACUGGAGGUACAAGGACAGAGGAUACACUGAUUAUUAUUAUAUUGUGUGAAACAAUGUGAUUCUGUAGCUGCUGACAAAGUCACUGCCUUCUGUUUUGACUUCCUACAAGCCUGUCGGGCUGGUGUUUACAGAACAUUUGUACGCUGAUUAGGAUAUAAGGGUGUUCUCAGAGAAGGCCAGUUAGAUGUGUUCUCUGCUUCUGGGCUGGAGUUUUCUCCCUGUUGCAACUUGUAAUAAACAAAAUAGAUUAUUGAUUGACGAUCUGCGACUGCUCUUCUCUUUUGUUCACUUGGAAAUGUCUUACAUCACCCCUCCCUCCUUUCAGGCGAGCCUGGAUCUCAGUGAGAGAGUGAGAGAGGAAAGUCAUCCUGUCUGUAUCCCCAGGCUGAGCGCUUACACUCAGAGGGAUGAUGAGGCUAGGCUGGGUCCGAGGGCUGGCCCCUUUGCUGGCCAUGGCUGCUGGAAUACUCUACAUCACAUCCAUUAAGUGGGAGGUUCAUUCUCAUGGGGAGAGACUGCAGAGGGCCCAUCAGAAUGACUCGUCCAGGGGCCAGGACAUGCUCAAGAGGCUGGAGAAGAUGGAGGCUCACAUUGAGAAGCUGUUGAAGUCAAUCAACAACGGGAUCAGUCUGAAAGAGGGGCAGGCUGUGAAGGCUCCCGAGGUCAAGAAGGAGAGGAAGGUGGUGAAGAAGUUGUACCCAAACUCAGCUCUGUUUACAAGCUGGGGUGUUGAGCUCUCAGAGGAGGAGCAGAAAGAGGCAGAGGGGCUGUUUCAGAUGUAUGGAUACAACGCCUUCCUGAGUGACAGACUACCCCUGAACAGGGAACUCCCUGAUACUCGCGAUCCUAAAUGUGCUAAGCACCAGUAUCCCCAUGAUCUGCCCACCAUCAGCGUGGUGUUGAUCUACUUGGACGAGGCCCUGUCAAUCAUCAAGAGAGCCGUCCGCAGCAUCAUAGACAAGACCCCCCAACGCCUGCUCAAAGACAUCAUACUGGUGGAUGACCACAGCUCCAAUGAGGAUCUAAAGGAGAAGUUGGAUGCCUACAUCAGCUUCAUCCAUGAAGAGCGUCCCGGCCUGGUGAAGAGAGUGAGACACUCAGAGCAGCUCGGUCUCACACAGGCCCGCCUCUCAGGGUGGAGGGAAGCUACAGGAGAUGUGGUGGCCAUCUUGGAUGCCCACAUAGAGGUCCAUGUGGAAUGGGCGGAGCCUCUGUUAGCUCGCAUAAAGGAGGACCGCACGUUGGUGUUGACACCGGUGUUUGACAAAGUCCAUUUCGAUGACUUGACCGUCACACGCUAUGGGCCUGCUGCAGAUGCCUUUGACUGGGCCCUGUGGUGUAUGUAUGAGUCCUUCAGACCUGAGUGGUAUGCCUUGAAAGACGAGUCACAGCCAGGAAAGAGCCCCUCCAUUAUGGGCAUACUAGUGGUUGAUCGCCUGUUCUUUGGAGAAAUUGGUGCUCUGGAUGGUGGUAUGAAGAUCUAUGGAGGUGAAAAUGUUGAACUGGGCAUCCGGGUGUGGCUUUGUGGUGGAAGUGUCGAGGUCAUACCUUGUUCUAAAAUAGCCCACAUCGAGAGGGCCCAUAAACCCUAUCUCCCCGACCUGAGCAUUACAAUGAAGAGGAAUGCUCUGAGAGUGGCUGAGGUCUGGAUGGAUGACUACAAACAUAAUGUCAACAUUGCCUGGAACAUCCCACUGAAGGAUCAUGGCAUAGACAUUGGGGAUGUUUCAGAGAGGAAGAAGUUGAGAAAGAGGCUGAACUGCAAACCCUUCCAGUGGUAUCUGGAUAACGUGUAUCCCAUGUUAGACCCCCUGGGUGACUUGCUUGGUUAUGGAGUUCUGGUCAAUGAUCUGAAGAUGGACCUCUGUAUAGAUCAAGGCCCAUUUCCAGGGAACACACCUAUUUUAUUUGGAUGCCAUUAUUAUGGUCCUCAGAGCUGUUAUUAUCGAGCCAGUAGGGAGAUCUACAUUGGAGGCAUUAGGUCUCAUAAGUACGACAGUAAUCGCUGUCUGGUGGAUACUGGCACUCAAACCCCAGGACUGUAUGAGUGCAAGGUGGCCAAGCAGAAGGGAUUCCACAUGCUCUGGGACUUCCAACAGGGAAAAGCCAUCCAGAACAGACAGACAAAGAGAUGUCUGGAGAUUGCCCCAGGGGAGGACACUUACUACCAGCUCAUCAUUCAGGAGUGUAGUGGGCAGCACUGGAACAUACAGAAUCUGAUUAAAGACUUCUGAUACACUGAGAUAGUUAGGCCUACUGUACCAGAGACAAUACAGCAGGACUAUAGGAGUUAUUAUCGACUGGUUAUUAUCACCCUAUCACUUCGUUAUGAACACAUUAUCAUCAUGCUUUGACAAGCCAGUGGUCAGCAGUGAGAUGACUGUGUGAUCUUAGUGAGCUGUUGGUUGUACAUAGCUUCAUGGGGACAGAUGUACAUUCCUCACAGAAUGUGAAAUGCUAUUGAGCUGUGUUCUCCUUGGUCCUGAA